GUAUCAGGAUUCUUUUGUAAAAAAGAGGGGAAACCCGCCGCCGCGACGAGCUCACCAUGGCCAUGGCGGUUCCGGCCGCCGCAAAUCCACUUUGUCGGCCAGGCUGCAUCCCUGCCCCGCAGACCAGAGAGCUUGCGCGUUUUGCCAUCCCCAAACGAUGAGGAGGUACGAGACGAGAUGGAGGCGGCAGCGGCCGCCGCGAGAUCCAAUCGCUCUGCAUCGCAACAGCUUCCACGUACUGGUUCGCGUGCUGACUGCUGAGUGAGUGUUCUGAUGGAUGUAUCGUGGGCUCCCAUCAUCAUUCAGAGCAGAGAACUCGCCAAUCGUUGGAGAGAUGGAGGGGCGGCAACAAAGGGAUCUCAGCACGAUUGGGAAAGCACCAGAGCACGAAUGCUACUUCAGCAGCGGAUUCCGGAAUCUAACAAUGCCGUGAAGCCUAGCUAUCUGAGUGAUGAGGGGUGGAGCUGAACUGUGCAUACACUGAAAGGCGAUGAGCGAGAAGAGUGUAUGAUAGUCAGGCGAUGCGUCAAUUUGGGAGAACAGGCAAUCGAAUCGAAACUUCGCAAUGAUCCAUGGGCUAUCUAUAUGGUAUUGAUUUACUGCAUCAGUUAUCUUAUAUUUUUGCUUUGCUGAAUUUGGAAUGCUUUCAUAAAUUUUUGGUUAAAUAGUCUUGGUGAGCUACAAAUAUGAGAAGGGCCAAUGUCUGAAGAAACAUACAAAGAUUUCGAGUUGCUCUGGUAUCUGAUGGUUUAAUAAUUUAAUUACUCAUAGGCUAGCUACUUGAUGACGUGCCACUAUACCAGUAUGGCACACUGCUAUGCUAUAUGGUGUUAUGAUAUUAGAUUAAGGAACCAAUGAUCUGCAGGUCCUCACCUACAAGUUAAUGACUUUAAAGAUGGCCAUUUUAGGAAUUUUGACACAUCUUGUUUAAGACUUUCUUUUGUUGUAUCUUAUGGUAAGAUUUUUCUGUUUCACUCACCAUCACAAACUUCUUCAUGAUGGCUAAAAAAUUUGAAUUGUUUUAUACAAGUCCUGGCACCCUUUACUUGUGCAGAUAAUUAUAAUCUGAAGUUCCUUUAUGUCAUGCGGCACAUGUCAUGUUUCUUUGGUACAUCCUAGAUGGAAAACAGCUGGCAUGAAUGACAAUAGAGGACUCUAGGUUAACGUCCAAGCAUCAGGGUUAUGAGUUUAUCUGCAAUAAAGUUAGCUGAUGACUUUUUGGAGGACUCAGAGAUUCCAGAUACCCAAUCCUCUAUUUAGUUUUCUUGCUCAAUGGUUUUUCUCAAGUAAAAGAUAAGAUAAGCCUUAAAGGAUCUAAAAGCUCAAUAAAGUAGCACAUCUAAAGCAUAAAGGACAUUGUAAUUCACAGAAGGUGUGAACAUUUACUUGCCCCAGUUGUGUGCCAAGUUGUGGGAUAACCAAGCUUGUAGCCACAUGAUAUUCGAAUUAGAAGUAAAGCUAAUACAGAAAAAACAGGAUCUGAAAGGUGCAGAACAUAUGAGCAAUCCAUGAUGUGUAAAUUACGUAUCUUAUUGAACAAAUGCAUAAAGAUAUGUCUAUAGAAAAAUACAGAAAUCAUCUCAGAUAAGCUUGCCAGCAGUUUAGCAUGUCAAAAUAGAUGCAACCAUUAUUUGUACUACAAUCAAAACUUUUUGCAUUUCAGCAUGAGUUAUCUUUAGCCUCCCACACCUAUAAAAAUAGCAUUUCUCAUGUCAGAAUUCGUAAGUACCUCUUAAGGACAAUUGAGAAGACAUAGCGUGGUCAAUUGAACUACUUGUUUACCUCUGCAAUGGAAAAUAAGUAUGCAUGCCCACCACCGAGCAAGGGAAAUCUGAUUACAAUCUUGAGUAUUGAUGGUGGUGGGGUUAAGGGUAUCAUCCCCGCUACCUUCCUCGCAUUCCUUGAGUCCAAACUUCAGGAGCUUGAUGGGAGCAAUGCACGCUUAGCUAACUACUUUGACGUCAUUGCUGGCACAAGCACAGGUGGCCUCAUUACUGCUAUGCUAGCAACUCCAUCGCUGAGCAAUGCUAAGCAACCAUGCUGUGAGGCCAAGGAUAUUGUGCCAUUUUAUCUCAAGCAUUGUCCUCACAUCUUUCCAUGCAGGACUGGAUUUUUUGGUUGGUUCUGCAAGAUCCUACACAUAAUUAAGAUGAUCUUUGGGCCGAAAUACAACGGAAGGUACCUGCACAAAAUAAUCAAUGAUCUGCUUGGCGACACGAGAGUGAAAGAAACAUUGACAAAUGUUGUGAUUCCUACUUAUGAUGUUAAAUGUGUAAAGCCAACAAUAUUCAGCACAUUUAAGGCAAGAUCUAAUACCUUGAUGGAUGCUCGUCUUGCUGAUGUGUGUAUUGGCACAUCUGCAGCACCAACCGUUCUCCCUGCACACUAUUUUGAAACUGUGGAUUAUCACACUGGUGCAUCACGGAGCUUCAACAUUAUUGAUGGGGGCCUUGUCGCAAACAAUCCGACUCUAGUGGCAAUGAGUGAGAUAACAAAGCAGAUCCAGAUGAGGAGCAAGGAAUUCCCUGAAACCAAGCCCUUGGAUUACAAUAGAUAUCUGGUAAUAUCAUUAGGCACGGGUCUUCCAGAGCAAGACAUCAAGUUUGAUGCAUUGCGUGUUUCUAAUUGGGGCAUUUUUCGAUGGCUUGGCUGGCACUAUACCAUGCCUUUGCUGCACAUGUUCUUGCAUGCUAGCUCAGACAUGACUGAUAGUCAUGUUGCAAACCUUUUCAAAGCAAUUGGAUGCUCAGACCAACUUUUGCGCAUUCAGGAACACAACAUACCAAUAGCGGCUGUGUCAGCCGACCUCUCAACCGAGAAGAAUCUUCAAGGGCUGAUUAAGAUUGGAGAAAACCUUCUGCAUAAGCUACUAAGCAAGGAUGAUUGCAAGAACAGCUACAUCGAGCCAAUGCCAAAAGAUAGGCGUACUCGAACAUAUGCUGAUAUGCUCACACGGUUUGCGAAGCUCCUUUCUGAUGAGAGGAAGCUUAGGCUUCAGAACAUAGAACUGGAUGCGGGUCAGAGCAAAUCAUGAAACGUGAGCUCUUCAGAGCACAUGGUCCAUGCCCAUCCCAUCUUAGCAAUUCGUGUUGAUUACUAUAAGCAGUUGCGUGUAUUACAUGUCCUGAGUGUGUAAUUGGUAAAGUGGUAUGUUUGCUUGGAGCCCUGUAAUCGGACAAAGUCUAAUGCCUUGGCGUGCCAGGCUAUCUAGCUGUGUGUAAUGUGAGUGUGGAAUUAUGUUAUGGUAUUGGAUAUGCAUCCUAGGCUGUAAAUUAUGUGUUGAUCCUUGAUCGUAUUGAAAAAUAAAGUAUCUUGUGAUUAUUCAACAGUC
This is a messenger RNA of Setaria italica (foxtail millet), 3331 nucleotides long. RefSeq names its product patatin-like protein 1. Bases 1790 to 3034 code for a protein of 414 amino acids. Lineage: Eukaryota; Viridiplantae; Streptophyta; Magnoliopsida; Poales; Poaceae. The record is from RefSeq and is a predicted model, not a curated record. Gene Ontology annotation, biological process: lipid metabolic process. Gene Ontology annotation, molecular function: monoacylglycerol lipase activity; glycerophospholipase activity. The transcript has 8 exons.